AUGGUACAGAAUCAAGUCUUCAUUGCCGUAGACUUUGGGGGAUAUAAAACAAUUAUAACCAUCCUUACCACUCUAGGCAUCUUGACCACAUGGGCCACUCGUGGCGCCAAUGACGGCAUAAUUCCUUCGAUAUUCAAGUACAACAGCAAUGGCCAGUUCAUGUGGGGGAGGGGGGCAGCGGCUUCCCGUGGCAGAGAACCGUACGUUUGGGUAAAACUCAUGCUGGAUGGGUCCCCAGAUAUGGUCACACAACACCAGAACCUGAGAGACAUCCUCGGCGGCACCGUGGAACUAAACAACAUUGGCACCGGAAAAAUUAUCAGUGACUUUCUCCGAGACUUGCGGGAUAGGCUGUGGAUGGACCUUAGAGAGCGCGGACUGCAAGUCCACUGGUGUUUCACCGAGCCAGAUUGCUGGUCAGACCGCGGCCGUUUGGAGUUUCGGUCCGCAGUUGAGAGCGUUGGAUGGUUUGGGAACAACCAUCGCAUUACCUAUGUCUCUGAAGCUGUAGCUGCGGCUGAAGGGGCUGCUGAUGAGUACAGGAACGGAAAUGGCAUGCAGGACAUUUCCGUUUUACGAGUGAAUGGCAACAAUGAAAACCGCCCUUUCACCUUCCAACGCCUGGGAGAUCCUACCAGCAUUCGAUGCGGAGGAUUUGAUGUGGACUUGGAACUGGUGCAGCAGCUCCGGACUGCCCACCCGGACCUACCUCGGAACUCCAGACAGUGGGUAGGCGCUGCUCAGGCUCGGCAGGAUAUCAGCUCUGUGAAGGAACAAUUUUCAGGCAUGACCGGGACUGAGGUGCACGCAAUUCGGAUUCAGCUGCAGCGACGCCUCAUGAUAGACCAUCGUUUCUAUCACAAUGACCUGGUCCGUGCCUUCGCACCGACUGUGCAAGGCAUACUUCGGGCCAUACACGCACGAAUCGCCGCCCCAAUGGAUGCCAGAAUUACGAAGAUCAUUCUGGCGGGUGGGCUGGGCAAGUCGGCCUACCUGCGCCGUCGGGUUGAACGAGAUCUCACACGCGCCUACCAGAAUACCGGACCCAGGUUACUUGGGGAACUGCAACACAGUGUGCAGGCAGUUUCACGGGGUGCGGCACUGUAUGCGACCAGGUUGCAGGGAGUGCGCGGCUUCCAGAGCAACACCACCAUCCAAGUCGUGGUUCCUUUUGUUGUACGGAUUGGCAAUGAGCUACGAGAACAAUCUGUAGCUCAUGUAAUUAUCCAACCAGGGCUUGUCCCGUCACAGGACGACUUCCCGGUCCGCAUGCGGUUCUUGGUCACUGCACCAGAGCAAUAUGUGAGAGUUUGUAGCAUACGGCAAGCACAGACACACCGCCUUGCCUUGCACCCGAUCACCGAUCCUGCUCGUGACUCAGAGAUGAGCUUGGAGCAUGGUCAGCAGGGCGCUCACGAAUAUCUGUUUCGGGUGUACUGGAGAAUCCAGCUCGGGACAUCUUUGUUCAUGCGGUGGAGUAUCUGUCUUGAGAAUCCACGCAAUCCUGAUGGGCCUCACGCACCGGUGGGGGUAGUAAACAUGCUGCACCGGAUACCUCCAGAAGACCUACAGCCUUUCCCAGCGAUUUGA
Messenger RNA from Aspergillus niger, 1590 nucleotides. RefSeq lists its product as uncharacterized. The transcript is spliced from 7 exons. NCBI's taxonomy places the organism in Eukaryota, Fungi, Ascomycota, Eurotiomycetes, Eurotiales, Aspergillaceae. The coding region runs from base 1 to 1590 and encodes 529 amino acids. The record is from RefSeq and is a predicted model, not a curated record.